AUGACUUCAGAACAUGUCGAGGAUUUGAGUUCCGUCGAAGAAUCACGAGAUUCCAAAGCUGCUAUUGUUUCUAGUCCUAAACUCGUGACAUCUUUGUUUUGACAACAAUUAAAGUAGACAAAAAGGCAAGAAUUAGGGGAGAUUUGUGUGUCAGUCUCUCACACCGCUUUGUCGAGGAUAGUGGGAGCUACUACAAUCUUGUACCUGUCUAUAGGGGUUUCUUGGGAAGAUUCAAAGGAAGGGUAAAAAUGAUGAGGAGCCUUAUUAUUCUGGCUGUGUUGGUGGCUGCCGUAUUUGCCAAGGGCCGUGGACCUUUCCGCACAUUGUUUCCAGAUCAUGGGGAUCUUGAAGUCAAGAGGAAAUAUUCUCAAGAUGUUGGAGAUCCACUCUUUUUGACCCCAUAUAUCAAAGCAGGCAAGAUACAGGAAGCAAGAAAUCUUAGCAAGGUUGGCUUAGGAUAUCGUCACGGUCAUAGUUUUUCAGGCCUGCUGACUGUCAAUGAAAAGUAUAAUUCCAAUCUUUUCUUUUGGUUCUUUGCAGCCAAGGUACGAGCAGACACUGCCCCAGUGCUUGUAUGGCUUCAGGGAGGACCUGGAGGUUCUUCUCUGUUUGGAUUGUUUGCUGAACAUGGGCCAUUCAAUGUUGACAACAAGCAGCGCUUAGUACCUCGCCUCUUCCCUUGGACACAGACUCACAAUGUCAUUUACAUUGAUAAUCCUGUAGGGACAGGUUUCAGUUUUACUGAUGAUGAUAACGGAUAUGCCAGGAAUGAGACCGAUGUCGGACGAGACUUGUAUACUGCAAUUGUGCAGUUCCUGACUCUCUUCCCAGAACUACAAAAGAACGACUUUUAUGUCACAGGAGAGUCAUACGCUGGGAAAUAUGUACCAGCACUAACAUACACUAUCCACCAGAUGAACCCUACUGCAGAGCUUAAAGUGAAUCUUAAAGGUAUGGCUAUUGGUGAUGGAUUGUGCGAUCCAGUUUCCAUGACAGAUUAUGGUGAUUUUCUGUAUCAAGUUGGAUUGAUUGAUGACAUUGAUUUGGCAUACUUCAAAAAUCAGAGCAGCCUUGCUGUGAGCCUGAUUGAGCAAGAAAAGUGGAAAGAGGCGUUUGAGGUAUUUGACAGCUUGCUGAAUGGCGAUAAAACUGGGUAUCCAUCAUACUUCACGAACGUGACUGGCCUUACCUAUUAUUUCAAUUAUAUUGCCGAAGGUGAACCAAAGGACAUGGAUUACUGGCCAGCUUUUAUCAAUUUGCCUGUGGUACGUGAAGCACUUCAUGUUGGGAAUUUAACCUUCCAUAGUGGAGAAAAGGUGGAGACUUUCCUAGAGGAAGACAUCAUGAAGAGUGUCAAACCAUGGAUCGAGGAGAUUAUGAACAAUUACAAAGUAAUGAUUUACAAUGGUCAGUUGGAUGUCAUCAUAGCCUAUACUCUUACUGAGAACUUUUUGAGUUCCCUGAACUGGACACAUGCUGAGGAGUACCAGCACUCUCCGCGAUACAUCUGGCGUGUUGACAAUGAAGUGGCUGGCUACGUUCGCGAAGUUCCGAACUUUGUGCAAGUCAUGGUUCGCAAUGCCGGUCACAUGGUUCCUUACGACCAACCAAAAUGGGCCUUUGACAUGAUAAACAGAUUCACUGCUGAGAAAUCAUUUGCAUCACGAGAAAAGAAGAGAGGGUAACAAAUGGUGGAAAUAACUUGGUUGGGGGGAAAGAAAAGUCUUUAGCCUGAAAGGCAAGCUGUGCUGUAGGUAUUGAUGUCUUUGACAUCUGAGAUAUAGUGUAGAUGUCCUUGAUAUUAUAUAUGUAGAGGGAGCUAGUCAUUUGAAAGUGAAUCUACAUAAGUAAAGCAUGUGAUAAUGCUGUGAUAAAGUCUCAAAAAUGACUUUUUAAACUUUUUUUUCCCCAUGUACAAUAUUAUGAAAUUUGUUCUGUUCAGGUUAUUGCUUGAUACUCAACAAAAGUCUGAGAAAUGCUUAGAUGAGUUUGCUUAUGAGAUGGCCUUAUUUUGCAACUUGAUACAUAUCACUAUUUUCUAAGGUUGUAUGAAUUGUAUCAGGUUCCUGAGAAGUGAAAUACUUUAGUUAUCACUGUAUCAGUAGAUUGCAUUUAAUCAUGACCAUAGAGAUAGUAAGCUAAUACUAUGCUUAUAGUGUAGAACAUUUGGUUAUGGUAUAUUGUAUUAACAAAGAGGGCUUUUGAGAUUAUAUUUUUUCUAGCACAGAAAUCUACUUAUAGUUAAUGACAGACUGUUUUUAAUAAGAUAGUUACUGACAGACUGUUUUUAAAUAAUGAACUUUAAGGAGAAGUUUUAACAUUUCUGUUCUGUGUUGUAUUUAUUUUUAUCUCUGUCAAUUUUAUGUUGUUUGCGCCAGUAUUGGAAUGGUUGAAAUUGAGUGUAUUUCUUGUAAUUCUAUUUUUAUAGCUUCCAAAUCGGCAAUAAAUGUAUCCUAAACUUA
This is a messenger RNA of Macrobrachium nipponense, 2462 nucleotides long. Its product is annotated as probable serine carboxypeptidase CPVL. The transcript has 10 exons. Gene Ontology annotation, biological process: proteolysis. Gene Ontology annotation, molecular function: serine-type carboxypeptidase activity. Bases 249 to 1685 code for a protein of 478 amino acids. The record is from RefSeq and is a predicted model, not a curated record. NCBI's taxonomy places the organism in Eukaryota, Metazoa, Arthropoda, Malacostraca, Decapoda, Palaemonidae.